Messenger RNA from Branchiostoma belcheri (Belcher's lancelet), 447 nucleotides. Its product is annotated as calmodulin-4-like. Bases 1 to 447 code for a protein of 148 amino acids. The record is from RefSeq and is a predicted model, not a curated record. NCBI's taxonomy places the organism in Eukaryota, Metazoa, Chordata, Leptocardii, Amphioxiformes, Branchiostomatidae. Gene Ontology annotation, molecular function: calcium ion binding. The transcript has 4 exons.
AUGUCCAGCAAACGAAUCUCUGCAAACGAUACUCUGGCCAUCUUCAAGAGGGUUGAUAAGAGUAAGGACAACCUUAUCAACGAAAAGGAACUGAAGAAAGCACUCAAGGAGCUCGGGCUGUCUCCUGUUUCUGACAAGCUCAUCAAGUGCACCAUGGAAGCGUUUGACAAGGACAAAAGCGGAGCUCUGAAUUUCGAGGAGUUCCAAGCUCUGGUGAAUCAAGUGGAGCAGGCUAAGGGACAACUCUCUUACAAAAUGCGGGAUAUCUUCAAACGAAUGGACCAGAACGGUGACGGCAGCCUGACCCCAGAUGAGCUGAAGGCCGGCCUGGCCGCCAUGGGGAACCACAUGGAUGACCGCGUCAUCGACAGUAUGAUCAAAGUCGCCGACGUCGACAACGACGGACGGGUCAACUAUGAGGAGUUCAUCAAGGUCAUGUCGGGCUAG